Molecule: messenger RNA, 4210 nt
Organism: Sturnus vulgaris (Common starling)
Lineage: Eukaryota; Metazoa; Chordata; Aves; Passeriformes; Sturnidae
Gene: UBE2V2
Product: ubiquitin conjugating enzyme E2 V2
Source: RefSeq, a predicted model, not a curated record
GCGGGAAGUGACGGAGCCGCUCCGAGGGGAAGUGACGCGCGUGGCGUGCGGGCCCGGAGCGGUGUGGGGGGGGCUCGGACAAGAUGGCCGGAUCCACAGUUAAAGUACCUCGUAAUUUUCGCUUGUUGGAAGAACUUGAAGAAGGGCAGAAGGGAGUAGGUGAUGGUACAGUAAGCUGGGGCCUUGAAGAUGAUGAAGAUAUGACACUCACCAGAUGGACAGGAAUGAUUAUUGGGCCACCAAGGACAAACUAUGAAAACAGAAUAUACAGUCUGAAAGUAGAGUGUGGACCUAAAUACCCAGAAGCACCUCCUACAGUUAGAUUUGUAACUAAAAUUAAUAUGAAUGGAAUAAAUAAUUCCAAUGGAAUGGUGGAUGCACGGAGCAUACCAGUGUUAGCAAAAUGGCAAAAUUCAUAUAGCAUUAAAGUUGUACUUCAAGAGCUAAGACGUCUAAUGAUGUCCAAAGAAAAUAUGAAGCUUCCACAACCUCCAGAGGGACAAACUUACAAUAAUUAAUUUUAGCUGAUUCUCAAACUUCUGUCUUAAAACAACAACCUUCUACUCAUGUAAUGUCUUGAUUAAAUCUCACAAUGCAAACACCCACACAUUAAAGAAUUCCAGCUGGUAUACAUGACCUGGACAUUUGUAAGAAUAUAUAUAAUAUAUGUAUGCCCAAUAUGUUUUCAGGCACUAUGAGAGAAAAAGGCAGCACAAUUUUUUUUUUCUCUUAUUGAGGCACUGUCAUUUAAGCAUAAGCCUGAAAUAGCCUAUAAUUGGAAUUCAGGUUUUACAAGAUGAAAGCAUGACAGAAAGUGUCAGAUUGCUGUGGAAUAAUAUAUGUUACUGAAAAUAAUUUCUGGAGAAGGCAAAAUAUAAAUGGCAUGCUUUAUCCAUCUUGCUUAGUAAAAGAGCUGCAGUUAAAUUUGUUUUAAGGUAGCAGGUACAGUGAAUACCGUUGCUCAUCUUGUUUAAUUUUGCAAGGGUGUGGGUGCCGACUACUAGUAGUGUCACAAAGUAUGUUCAGGAUUGUUUUGAUACCUGUAUUUAUAAAAUGGGGGGAUUAAUUUCUGUUAAGCAGCUCCUGUGUUACAUGUAUUGGACAUGGCAAAUAUUUGUUUACAGUCUUUGUUCUAAUAAACCAUGCAUUUAAGUUUUAGUGAAACAAAGGAAAUGUAUGGAUAUGUGAUUGAGAUUAAAGUUAGUCUUAAAAUGUAAAUAAAAUGUGGAAAGUGUCUGAGGCUGUGCCAUUUCUAUAAUAGUCAUGUAAUAUAUGUACAGUAACUGGCAGAAGUAGUGAAAAGCCAAACAAUAUUGCUGCUGGUGUUACGUGCACCUUUUGUUCUUAUCACUUUUGUAUGCUUAGUUUACUUGAGAGGUCAAGAUAUUCCAUAUGUUGCAGGGGAGUAAGUUCUGUCAUCUGUAGUAUCACUUCUUUAGGCAAACUUGAGCUCUGUGUGUGUGUGUGUAUAUAAAUAUAUCUAAAAAAAUCCCCAAACACCAAACUAAUCCCAAAAUAAAAACAAACAAAACCCCUUGCCUGCCCAUCUUCCCUUUAGUUCCCCUCCAGAUUCUUUCAAGAAAUGAGCAUUACUUUCACAUUGCUUAUUUGACCGCUAAGCAGUUUUCAGAUCACAUUGCUGAGUCUGUCCUACUUAUCAGUCCUUUAUCUUGCUUUCUUGCAUCUUUUCCUCUUUUAUGUUGUCUUUUUUUCUUGUCUGUUCCACUUUUGCCUUUUCUGAAACACACAAAAAAGAAACUUCAGGAAGCUUUACUAAAAACCACACCUGUGCUACAGUUCAUCUUAUUUCCAUCUGCUUAACGUGAAUCAUUUGCUGUGAUGCCACUGUGUUUGUACCUAGAGACUUUCUGCCUUUCCUGCAGUCCUUAGUCUGUUUUUUCAAUGUAUUCUGUCUGGUGGGAACACUGAUUUUAUUUCUUUUAUUAAUUUCUCAUAAGCAAGUAGUUAAUGCUGUUCUUUUGGAUAUUACACCUUCUUUUCCUGCCUCUCACCUUGGAGAAUGCAAGCCUUUGUUCAUUUUGGUGAGAAUAUGUAACACUGGGAGUGAGUCAGCUGCUUGCAUUCAGUUUUAUUUAGUGGUUCUUUUGAAAAAGUGGAUAUAAUCAAAAGCCAUCAUCAGCUAGGUAACUUUCUUUGAUAAGCCUUUGCCUGUUUCUGAUGUAAACAAUGAAAAGCAAUAAACUAGGGUUUUUUUUAAUGGAAAGGUUUGAUUGAUAUUUAUCAAUUUAUGUUUUUUAGACAAAUUGGGCACUUCCAGAAUUGGUGGAUUUAUAGCUGCCAGCUACCUCGUGUCUGUAUUUAUAUAACAUAUCAUUUGUGAUGGUUUGGCUGAAGUGCAUUGCAACACUUUUUUUUUCUUGUUUUAAUUUGAAUGAUUUUGAUGCCAUUCAAUCUUUCUUACACUAGCACUGCUAAUCUAUAUUUAAUCAAUUAAAAUAAUGGAACUGUACGGUUCUGAGAUGUGAAUUUUUGGGAAGGUUACAACAUAAACUAUUGAGAGAAUGCUUGUAGACUAUUUGGUUAGCAGCAUAAUUUAAGAGACUGGCUUAUUCACAGAGCAUCAAGAGGAGGCUGUUGUUCUCACGGUUGUGUGUGGUGCAAGGUGAUCCUGUAAUAGUGCAUCCAUUUGUAUCAGUGAGAAUCAGCAUAUCCAGCUCUAAACAGAUAUUUUUUCAGAAGGAAAAAUCUGUUCUGGAGGGAGUUGAGCUAAUCUCUGACACUGGAGUAUGUAAUAGAUGGAUGACUAUAAAAGUAUUCCUUGCAGUGAUCUUAGGUGUAUUGGUUUUCCAUUUUGCUCACACUGGGACACUGAAAUGUUAUUAAUUAUGAACUUUUAAAAUGUCUUCAACUACUUCAGAGCCUCUCAAAACUAUUCUACUACCUGAAGAAGAUUUUGAAGCACUGUGCUUACUCUUCUCCAGAAAAGUUAUGUUUUGCAAGUGUCUGUGUCUGAUCAGUGCUUACUUCAAACUUGCUUUCUCAUACUCUUAUGGUCUCCUUAGGUAGCCUACUUAGAUGACAGAAUUUAAAUUUUCCUCUCACAAGUAUUUAUUUGUGUUAUAUUCUUUUGGCAAGAUUUUAAUUCGCCAUUGUUACCAAAUGUGCAAUUUUUUUUUCUUUUCAAACCUAUAUUUGAAGCAAAUUGAGUGAGGAACAAAGUGGAAAAGCUCUAAAUACAUAAUUCUUUUAGUGUUGGUGGUCAUUGGCUGGGACUUAACUAGCUCUGUGCUCUGAAGCAUUGCCAAAUUUCUUAUGUUUUGGUUGCUUGAGGUAGGGAUACGUUUUCUAUGAAGCAAAGAAAAAAAGCCAAAGAUGGUAUGAUUCAUACUUUGUUAAACCUUAAGAUACAAUGAUCAAGCCUAUGGAAAUAGCCACAUUACAAAUGAUGUGCCUUAACUCAUAGAUAAUAAAGUGCAGAAAACGUUGCAAGGUGUGAAGCUACCAAUGGCCUUGAUUGCUCUCCUCUUCCUGAAUGCAAGCUGAGAAUACUUUUCACCAAGCAAGACAGAGUCAGCAGUGCAUCCCUCAACUAUUAUCCAAUAAAUGCAUAAUGCACAUUUCUCCUAAAUGUUUGUUACUGUAUAGGGGAUACUAAAGAAAAAAUCUAGUGCAUAUUACAGCAGUUGAUCAUCUAUAAUGGUAACAACUGUAUAAUUUGGACAAGUAUUUAUGUUUUACAUGGUUACUUAUAUGGUGAGUUUGUAGCUAUUUAGUAGCUUUUGGGACAAUAACUCAAGGCCUAAAAAUAUUUGUUACACUUAAGCUCUCUUUUGAUGCAGAAGGCACACUUAGUAGGCCACCAGAUAAUUGUCCUGUGGCAGAGGCAGGAUGUCUGACUACUACUUGCUUUAAUUCUGGCCUCUAGUUUAUGAAAACUCAGCCAGAUUGCCCUGGUGUGGCCAAUUUUCAACUGCUAGAGGAGGAGCAAACUGGUACUAAACAAGUCUGAAUGUGCAUUACUGUACCAAAGAAAGAUGACUUAAAACUCCUGUUGGUCUUUUAUGUGAGUAAAAUUCCAGAUAGACGUGGAGCAGUGCGACAAAAUGUUUCUCGUCAAUGUUUCCAAAUAAUGUGUUCAGAACUCUUUUGUGAAGCUUGGAAGAUUUAUGAGGUGGGGAGGUAUUGGAGGAACAUGACUGUCUGUAGUCUUUAUUUAAUAAUAAUGAUGAUAAUAAAUUUUAAAAAUCUU